AUGGGCACAAAGGUAGAGCAGUCUAAAGUUCUAAUUAAAGAAGGUGGUGUCCAGCUGCUUCUAACAAUAGUAGACACACCAGGAUUUGGCGAUGCAGUGGAUAAUAGCAAUUGCUGGCAGCCAGUUAUUGACUACAUUGACAGUAAAUUUGAAGAUUAUCUAAAUGCAGAAUCACGUGUGAACAGACGUCAGAUGCCAGACAACAGAGUGCAGUGUUGCUUAUACUUCAUUGCUCCCUCAGGACAUGGACUUAAGCCUUUGGAUAUUGAGUUUAUGAAGCGGCUUCAUGAAAAAGUGAAUAUCAUUCCACUUAUUGCCAAAGCAGACACACUUACACCUGAAGAAUGCCAACAGUUUAAAAAACAGAUAAUGAAAGAAAUCCAAGAGCACAAAAUUAAAAUAUAUGAAUUCCCAGAAACAGAUGAUGAAGAAGAAAAUAAGCUGGUUAAAAAGAUAAAGAGCCCCGCAGCAGCAGCUGUCUCCAUGGUCAAGAAGAGAAGCUUUGCAAAUGCAGAAUACACCACCCAUAGAAUAUUUGACACAGUUGAAGGCAUGAGCCCUCUGGCACAAAUGGAAGAAGAACGGAGAGAGCAUGUGGCAAAGAUGAAAAAAAUGGAGAUGGAAAUGGAGCAAGUCUUUGAAAUGAAGGUCAAAGAAAAAGUUCAGAAAUUGAAGGACUCCGAAGCUGAGCUCCAGCGACGUCAUGAGCAAAUGAAAAAGAACUUGGAGGCCCAGCACAAAGAACUAGAGGAAAAACGCCGCCAAUUUGAGGAUGAAAAGACAAACUGGGAAGCCCAGCAGCGUAUUUUGGAGCAACAAAAUUCUUCAAGGUAA
Molecule: messenger RNA, 834 nt
Organism: Pogona vitticeps (central bearded dragon)
Lineage: Eukaryota; Metazoa; Chordata; Lepidosauria; Squamata; Agamidae
Source: RefSeq, a predicted model, not a curated record